Molecule: messenger RNA, 878 nt
Organism: Lucilia sericata (common green bottle fly)
Lineage: Eukaryota; Metazoa; Arthropoda; Insecta; Diptera; Calliphoridae
Product: U-scoloptoxin(19)-Tl1a
Exons: 3
Coding region: 449-838 (129 amino acids)
Source: RefSeq, a predicted model, not a curated record
UUGUGUUGACAGUUGUGCGAAACAUUUCACGCAGUUAAAUACGAAAAGAAAAUCGCAAAUUAUCACACAGAAAAAAAAAAAAUAAAUCAGAAAUAAAGUAAAUUUAUACAUUCAUACACAACUAAAACAAAUUUGAAUACGAAGAAAAAAAAAACGCAGAAAAAUACAAAAAACAUUGUGAAUUUUAUUUUAUUCCUGCUGCUGAUGAGUGGUUUAUAUUUUCGUGUUGUUCACAAAAAAUAUUUGUUGUUUUUAUAAAAAGAUUCAUCGAACAAUUUAGAACAUUCAGUUGAAAACAGACCGUGGUGAUCAAAACAAGUGUUAAAUAAAUUCCAAAAAAUUUUAUAAAAAUUUUUCCAUAUAAUAAAUAAAUUUUGAAAAUUUUUAAAAGAAACUUUUUUUUUGUAAAAAUCAAGAAAAGAAAAUUAUUAUAAACAAACAAACCAACAUGUCUAACAAAUCAAUUUUAUAUAUUUAUGGUGUUAUUGCGAUCACAUUAAUAUCGAUUCAAUGCAUCACAGCCAACAUCAGUGAUAAUGAAGUCAAUGAUAUUCCUGAAACCUAUAUGGUUCAAGGUGUCAAAGUCUAUCAAGGUGAUCGUGAAUGCGUUUUAGUAGGUGGUUUGUGUGUACACAGCAGCGAUUGUAAUGAACCCACCAGCAACAAAGGAUUGUGUCCCUCAAAUGCCCAACGUGGUGUUGAAUGCUGUUAUGAAUUACCUGUAAGGCCAGGUCCCUGUAAAGAACAUUUGGGUGAAUGUAUGGAUCGUUGCCACAAAACUCUAAUGAGACCGGGUACAGACUGUGAAAAUGGUCAAAUAUGCUGUGUUUUAAUUUAAGUCUACAAAACAAUAUUAAUGAAAUGAAUUUAAGAAAGAA